Suillus discolor is the source of this 827-nucleotide messenger RNA. RefSeq lists its product as uncharacterized. NCBI's taxonomy places the organism in Eukaryota, Fungi, Basidiomycota, Agaricomycetes, Boletales, Suillaceae. The coding region runs from base 123 to 482 and encodes 119 amino acids. The record is from RefSeq and is a predicted model, not a curated record. The transcript has 4 exons.
GUCUUUUUCUCAAGCUUGGGUUAUUCUCAGCUGGUGCAUAUAUCGCACAAGUCCUUCGCAGUGCGCACUAGGGCCAGCUUCAAGUUGUUAUUUGAUUUACCGCAUUACUCCGACUAAAAUCAAUGUCGUCAUCAUCAAUACCCUCAGAAAGGCUCUCCUGUGAACAACAUUUUGGAUGCAAUGACAAUAUGUCUGAAGCCAUGAGCAAAAUACAAAUGGCUGGGCGCAAUCGGGAGCUGCAGACAUAUUUGAUGUCGCUGGAUGAUAUCGACUUGGACGACGAAGCCCAGGAUAAGCUAUUCACCCAGUACACUAUCAAUACAGUGUAUGCGAGCUAUUCUGCAGCACAGCAUCGAGUUCGCCAGUACACUCAUCUCUUGGAGCUCCUCCAACGCGAGAUGGAUGAGUGGGCAAUGAAAGUAGAGAAGGCAAGCCAUAUUAUGCCGGACUACAAGCCUGUAUGGCUUUUACAGACGCAGUGAACGUUUGUCUCGUUGCUAGGUGUACUCCGUAUCAUUUUUAUUAUCAUUAGUAAAUAUUGAACGCGUCCGACACUCACAGUUACUUGUUUUAUUUCAUUCACCUUGAAGGACCCUUGCUGACUUGAGUAUAUUGUUUCCUUUCAUCCCGGCGUCACUCGGCACGAGAUUCGUUAAUCUUUACCCCUUAAGAUUAUACUUCAAACUGUUGUCACACCCACUGAGUGCUCAUUGACGAAUGAAUGAUAUUCAAUCACUAGUGGCCGCAGUGACUACUACUAGUGCGGAUGCUUGCGACCUGAGGCCCGAGUCCUAGCCUCCCUGACGCAGGCAGAAAUUAUAAUUUCU